This is a messenger RNA of Exophiala oligosperma, 2441 nucleotides long. RefSeq lists its product as uncharacterized. Lineage: Eukaryota; Fungi; Ascomycota; Eurotiomycetes; Chaetothyriales; Herpotrichiellaceae. Gene Ontology annotation, molecular function: hydrolase activity. The transcript has 2 exons. Bases 283 to 1884 code for a protein of 533 amino acids. The record is from RefSeq and is a predicted model, not a curated record.
GCGAUGUGCCAAUGAAGUAGGGUUACCAGCGCCUUGCGAUACCUUUGCUCUUGUUGCCUGCGGUUUCCUGCCGACGAGCCGCAGCAUAUGCAAAGUCGUGCCAGCGGCCCACCAUCACCAGCACGGCAUACUUAAGAGUGUACGUGUUCACCGUGGCAAGUUGCACCACCCUCAGGGAAUGAAUCAUUUCUCCUACAAGUCUUCCUACUCUGCUCUGUUGUGAGGGCAUCUCCUAUUCCCCUUUGCCGACAUAGCAGAUAACAUCCAGAGGAGGUACAAACUAUGGAAAACAUAUCACUUGACAAUUUUCAGGAGAACUUCAAUUUUCGGGCCGAGCACGUAGAUAUCAAUGGAUUUCUAUCGAAGCAGGGUGUGGCCAACUUUCUAGGCAUUCCCUACGCCCAAUUCCCAGCUCGCUUCCGAACAGCCAGGCGUGUCGACCUUGAUCUCCUUGAUGGGCAACUGGAUGCGUCGCGAUAUGGGCCUCGCUGCCCUCAAAAGACUGACAAUAUCCACCCCAUGAUGCAUCAGAUGUUUGAGAAGUUGUCAACCUCGCAAAGGUGUGACGAGACCACUUGCCUGCACCUCAACAUAUACGCUCCGCCACAGUCCGUUGGUGCUACCGGACACUCGGAUUUGCCGGUCUUUGUUUGGAUACACGGAGGAGGGUUCAACAACGGUGACAACACGACGGAAUUCGAUGGCAACCAUCUUGUUCGCAGGUCGAUGGACAUUGGGAUGCCAAUCAUUAUCGUGACCCUCAAUUACCGUUUAAACGUUUUUGGCUUUCUGAGUUCUGGGGAGCUUGUACAAGAAGCGAUAUCCCUUGGUGAAAUUCCGAUUCUGAAUCAAGGUCUUAAUGACCAGCGACUUGGUCUUGAGUGGGUUCAAAGCUCGAUUCACCAUUUUGGCGGAGAUUCGUCCAGAGUUACUCUGUCCGGCGAGUCUGCCGGAGCCUCGUCGACCUUCUGCCAUCUGAGAGGCGGCCGUGCGCUCUUUCAGCAAGCCCUGAUCCAGUCGAGUCCGAGGCCACGUCUGAGGACGCUUGAGAAUGCACAGGUUACAUUCGAUCAACUUGCCAGAUUGGCAGGUAUAGCGGACCAUGCGACAGGUGCCGAAAAGCUGGCUGGCCUGCGAGCCUUGUCCGCAGAUCAACUUCUUGAAAUGUUCGACGGCAGCGUCUCACUUCCUAUUGACGACCCCAAUUGGUUAGAUCAGGGGGCUCAGCACGGGAAUAGCAGGUCGCCACCCUUUCAGAGUCACAUGCCUAAAUGGUGUUCGAGGAUCAUCUUAGGCCACACAAAGGACGAAGCUGCACUCUUUCUAACGCCCUAUCAGAAUCUGCCGGAUGCGGAGCUUGUUGAUCAUGUACGCAAACUGGUGCCGGAAAUCGCGAAUGAGGCCGUGUUCUCCAAGGGCAAAAGCGCUUUACAAGCACUUACCGAAUGGGCGACCGAGGAGACUUUUGUCAAGCCAACAAUCGAAACGCUUUCGCAUGUCGCUGAGCAGGGCACCACCGUCUAUGCCUAUGAAAUCUCCGUCGUUGAUCCUUUUCCAGGUCCGCUCCAUGGCUAUUCGUGGCACUCCUUUGGAGUACCGUUGACCUUCUGUCAACCUCCAGGACGAGUCUACCCUCACAUCAAGGCGACGCAAGAGAAGAUGUCCAAAGCGCACAUUGAUUUCAUCCACGGUCUCGAGCCAUGGGAGGCUUUCAAUGUUGGCAGGCGAAAGAUGUGCUGGAACGGAGAGCAAACGCACUUGGUGGGCACUUCAACGGCGGGAAGGAAGGAGGAAGGGAACAAGGGGCCGAAUCUACCGUGCAGAACAUCUGCAGAAACGGGGAUGGGGGUUAUUGCUGCGGCGUUGAAGAUGCAGACGUCCUAGGCUCGAUUUCGCCAUCGGUUCAGACACAGACACAUCUAUGCUUAGACCUGCCGCCGUAGCUGGCGUGUACAGUCAGCGCCCGUCUGUAGGUCGAAUUACGCUCGAAGGUGUGACGCCUAUAAGUUACUCUACAGACACGACUGCGAUAUUCUGUCGAGAUCCACACAAAUCGAUCAAAUUCUCUCGCCAAUGAUACACUCCAGAUCUCUACCAGGAUUCUUCUAUUACUGGUCUUCCAGCCUACGAGGCAUUUGUGUUUCUGAAAGGGAUGCCCAAAAGGAUUAUGUAUCCCAUAGACUACCUCCCUCUGAAGAAUCCCUCAGCAGAACCCGUCCUGCAGUCGUUCCUGGCGAAGAUUAGCUCCAACGACUGGACCGAACAAUCGAGUCUCUUCCUAUUGCUCUUCCAUCUUCUCAACCAGAUGCUUCUCCCACGUUCUCACUCUCUAGGCGUCAGACCUGUAAAGACUGGGAAAAGGGCUUUUGAGUAGGUGGUUCAGCCCACGUCAGGCAUGGACUUGAUCUCGAGUGUCUCUCUGAGCCAGUCGUCACAUAAAG